UUCUAAUCAAGCUACUAAUUUGAGUUUUUGUUUUUAUUCAAAGAAAGGAUCUUAAAAAUAUGGGUGGAGAAAGAGGUAGUGCCUUGGCCGCGGCUUUGGUGAUGCUGGUGGCCGUGGCCGCGCUUGCUGAAGCCAAGGAGUAUAACGUGACUUGGUCGCUACCCGCUAUUCCACCCCUCUUGGAUGUGACAAAGGAUGACACAGUUAAUUUCGUGUUCGACGCAACCGACCUCGAUUUGGUAAAAGUUCCUGAUAAGAGCAGUUUUGAUGCAUGCAACGGAACAGGGGCACAGGUUUUACAGUCCAAAACUUCGGCGGCCCCAACUGUACCUGUGCGCCUAAAUCAAGGCCUAAAUACUGGGCAUAACUACUUCAUCUGCGAUAUUGCAAACAUUUGCAGUGAAGGAAACACGAUGAUUACUAUCAAUGUCAACUGAUGUGCUGUUGCUGUUUCCAAGACAAAUAUUAUUAUCAAUGCCAACUGAUCAUGUGUUGUUGUUCCAAUAAAUCAUUCAUCAGUAAAAUGAUGAUAUGAGUAAUGCAACAAAGCAUCUGCCUAUUUAUAGACCUUUUCACGUACGAUACUGUUUCUUAAGGAUGUUAGACCUGCUUUUAUUCUAAUAUAUAAAAAACUAAUAGUCAUGUUUAAAUAUAUAUUCAUAAUUUCACAUAAAAAUGUGUUUAAAAAAGGAUAUAAGUAUGUAUGAAAUUUUAUAGUAUAAAGGUACAUAAGGGUGGAUCUAACUCAUAAUAUGAGUGGGGGCCUACUUGUUUCUAAGAAAUAAAUAUAUCACAUCAUAACAAAGUAUAAAUACAAAAAUACACAUGCAUAUAAAUUCUUACGAGUUUUCAUAGUUUGGUAUGAUUCUACAAUAAGGUCUUUACAUUUUUUUUCGGCCUAACAAUAUUAUAAUUCACCUUAAUUAUAUUUGGACUAAAAGUAGCCAAUUUUGAAAUAUUUUCACAUACUCUUUUUUGUGAAGACUAUUUAUAA
This is a messenger RNA of Striga asiatica, 994 nucleotides long. Lineage: Eukaryota; Viridiplantae; Streptophyta; Magnoliopsida; Lamiales; Orobanchaceae. The record is from the annotation of a GenBank genome assembly.